UAUGGAUAAAACAAAACAACGUCCUGCAUCACCUUCAUGAGAAUAGAUUGAUGUUUACACGAGUGGUAGGAGUGCUGCAGCCAAUCAGUGGCCUGGAUUUCUCCCCGCAUUUCUUUCUGAGGCGAACAGCAGACAGGCAUUUGAGAUUCUAUAUAGCGGGAGAAUAUAGUGUUGGCAACGCUCUUUCAACCUCCGACAUUCCUCGACAUGCAGUUAUGAUUUUGUGGAAUUGACAACAAAGAACAGUGGAUUGGAGAAGGAUUGAGAUAUCAGUACAAAGAAACUAAGAGAGUCACCUACUCCAAGCAGUGUAGAGGGGGAAACCAACUACUGCAGCGCCAUGGCUGACCCAAUAAAGCUGGCUGACCCAAAGCUGGCUGAACUAAGAGACAGCAUGGCAGAUUUUACAGUUCAGACGGCCAAGCACUCCAACUCUCCAAUCUCCUUCACUCCCCUGCGGCCGCCCAGCGAACAGCAGUCCAAGGACCGGGCCUCCAAAAGGCUUUCCUCCGAGUCCAACGGGACCAGCGAGGGUGGGGCAGGGUCGCGGACGCCCGUGGAGAUAACCGCACUGGAGGAGUCGUUUCGGCGCUUCGCCAUCCACGGCGACACACGUGCCACAGGAAAGGACAUGCAUGGCAAGAACUGGUCCAAGCUGUGCAAGGACUGCGGCGUCAUCGACGGAAAAACUGUCACCCUCACGGACGUGGAUAUCGUCUUCACUAAAGUCAAGAAGAAAUCCUGUCGCACCAUCACGUUUGACGAGUUCAAGGCAGCGGUGGGAGAGCUGGCCAGCAAGAGAUUCAAGGAGAAAACGGGAGAGGAGGCGGAGGGGGAGGUCUUCAGGAUGAUUGAGGGGAAGAAACCGGUCAUUAAAGGAGUCACGAGAGCGGUGGCUUCUCCGACCGUGUCUCGUCUGACGGACACGACCAAGUUCACUGGGUCACACAAGGAGCGAUUUGACGAGAGUGGCCGUGGGAAGGGGAAGGCAGGUCGUGUGGACAUGGUGGACACAUCCGGGUACGUCGCAGGAUACAAACACCUCGGGUCAUAUGAGAAGAAAGUCACCAAGCCCACCGGGCCCCCUGGAGCUGGGCCCCCUGGAGCCGGGCACUCUGGAGGAGGGCCCCCUGGAGCCGGGCCCCCUAGAGCCGGGCCCCCUGGAGCCAAACCAGUGUGAAGAAAGUAGAAAAGAAAGAAACAAACAGAAACAUAAGACCAACUACUAGGAUAAUACUUUUCUAAAGAAAGAACUCCAUGAAAACAAAAAGAUAGGAUUUCAUAUUUUCUCACCCAUCUUGUUUUCUUUUCGCGAGUGGGAUGAUUUGAGUUCCUCUCUUGUUUGUUGUGUGUGAGAACUGGAAAACUGUUUACAUCCAUUUUUACAGCUGGUACAUUCCUGACAGAUCGCAAGUUACUGCCAAAUGUUCAAAUGAAGCCACCAACCAACAAGGGAAACAACUGUUUUACUCUGCAUUUUUUGAAACCUCUUUAUGAUGAUAGGCGUCUUCACAUAUGUAUUAUAAGCACUAUGAAUACCACCAUACCAAGAAAACAAAUAAGAGGGGAAAAAAGGGUUCGACAAAUGAUUGAACAAGAUUGCACUUUGCUUUAGAUGGGCCAUAGCUUCUUUUCCCAUUUUUAGUUGAAGAAAUACAUCCUUAAUUUCAUACUUUUUAGUUAGUUGAAUGUCUAUUGGCAUAAACUGGUGAAGUAGAUAUACUGGUAGGUUGUUAUAUUGAUCAAACCAUCUUCAAUAUCAACUUUCUGCCUUUCCUCUGGUCGAUGAAGUCUGCUGUAUGAGUCUUCAUCUACUGGCUGUCUGAUCUCCUUUAUACUUCAUCAUAGUUUACACAUAUUGACGACAACAUCGUUUGCCUUCAAUUGUUCUUAAAACAACUAAACCUUUUAAACAGGAUAUGUAGAAGUUCUGUGUCUUCCUGUCUUUAGCUACGUAUAUCAUAUGAAUGAUAACAUUUUAUUUUUGUUCAUUCUACUGUCAGAUAUCAAGUUUGUUAUCUAUGAGUCGUAACUUCCCUUUCUUGUGAAUCUUUUGCUUUUAUAAACGUUCUGUGAAGUUAUAUCGAUACUGUACCUUAUGUAUUUACAACACAAGGAGAAGAAUACUGCUAGAAUUAUUUCAUAUCCUAAGGCCACGUCUUGUCUGGUUCAUUCUGAAACCCUCAUCAAUUAUUUACACCCAACAUAUUAAACAAGAUAAUAGGUAAAUGACCCUGAAAUGAUUAUCUCUAAUCAUUCAUCUAAAUGACACACACCAAUUUGAUAAGGCUCCACAGUUUGUUCCACACUAUGUCCGGUUGUAUUUAUCUGGACCUCUGAAACUAAGAGGUGAGCUGGGUUGUUCAGGUUUGUAUUUUUCAAUAUUUAACUGAUAUGAUAUUGCCGUCAGAUUUGUAUAGUUGUAAUAUAUUGGUGGUAAGAGUGUGUAUAUUUCUAAACAUGCGGCCGCAUGGCUUCAUUUAAGACACUGACCUGCGUUUGUUUUUCUUGUCUUGCUGUAUCUUAUGCAUGAAGUAAUGGAAUGCUACUACUUUACCAUUAACAAUAUGAAACAGACAACAUAUUUCAGAGGUCUCAUUUCAACUGCUGUGUUAGUGACUCGUUAUAGUGACUUGCUCUGCUCCUACGUUCUGGCAGAGUAGUCAGACCAAUGGAAUUCAAACUAAAACAUCUUCACUUUGACAGGAGGACCAAGUUGUGGUUACAUUGUGAGUGUACAGAGACCAUAGAGAUCCUAUAAAUGACUAUAUAUAGACUAAGAAUAUCAAAGGGGACAUUUGUGGCCAAGGAGUUGGGUGACAUUAUCAGGUGAUAUCAUUGACCGUACAUGCAGAAAAAAAUCUAUAGCUUGGUGGAACCAGCCUGAUCGCUGCGUUCACUAUGAAAGAGAAUGAUGAACCAGCCUGAUCGCUGCGUUCACUAUGAAAGAGAAUGAUGAACCAGCCUAAUCGUUACGUUCACUAUGAAAGAGAAUGAUGAACCAGCCUGAUCGCUGCGUUCACUAUGAAAGAGAAUGAUGAACCAGCCUGAUCGUUGUGUUCACUAUGAAAGAGAAUGAUGAACCAGCCUGAUCGCUGCGUUCACUAUGAAAGAGAAUGAUGAACCAGCCUGAUCGCUGCGUUCACUAUGAAAUAGAAUGAUGAACCAGCCUGAUCAUUGCGUUCACUAUGAAAUAGAACCAUGAAAGAAAAUGAUGAACCAGCCUGAUCGCUGCGUUCACUAUGAAAUAGAACCAUGAAAGAGAAUGAUGAACCAGCCUGAUCGCUGCGUUCACUAUGAAAUAGAACCAUGAAAGAGAAAUGAUGAACCAGCAAUCAGGCUGGUUCCACCAGGCUACAAAAUCACAUGUCAGCCAUUUGAAUUGUAUGAAAUGGAUGCAUAUCAAACUAGAAGGUUUUACAUUCUAAAUGAAAAAGACUCCUAUGCCAUAGAUACUACAGGUAGGUACAAAUGACUAGUGACUUCAUCCGUAUUGUUUGUGACCCUUGAACUCUUGUCUUUGAAGAAGUUUUAGAGAAACCUUUUUAGUGUAAACACUGUUAUCCUGACACUUUCUACGGCACACAUUCAACAGAAUACAAAAGGCAGGGUAAUAUAGUACUGUGAAAUUUGAUGGACAUACUGUAUGAGGUGAAGGGGAUGAACAAAGAAGUAGACUUUUGUAGGACAUAUAUUUUUCCAGCAUAAUGACAUACUGUUGCUUUCAUACUGGCCACCCUACCUUAGCCUCUGCUGACCAAUAAGACUCAUGCGUUGAUUGAGAUCAACACCUGUUAACUAGUUGAAUCGUAAUCACUUUAGUACGAUUUGUCUUGUGUGCUUAAUGCCAAAUACUGUGCACCUUUUCGUGUGGAGAAGCAAAUCCUUCUUAUUUUUUCAAAAAAUAACUUGUUAAUGUACAAUUAUUGUGACCUGGUGCAUGCUUUGUGUUUUGGUUCUUGUUCUCGAGACCUGUGUGUUCAUGAUUUGUAGCAUUGUUGAAAAUAAAAACUCCCCAUCCUGAAGAAUCAA
Oncorhynchus tshawytscha (Chinook salmon) is the source of this 4032-nucleotide messenger RNA. Its product is annotated as tubulin polymerization-promoting protein. Gene Ontology annotation, cellular component: microtubule. Gene Ontology annotation, molecular function: tubulin binding. Lineage: Eukaryota; Metazoa; Chordata; Actinopteri; Salmoniformes; Salmonidae. The record is from RefSeq and is a predicted model, not a curated record. The coding region runs from base 341 to 1180 and encodes 279 amino acids. The transcript has 5 exons. Gene Ontology annotation, biological process: microtubule polymerization; positive regulation of protein polymerization; microtubule bundle formation.